Acomys russatus (golden spiny mouse) is the source of this 1749-nucleotide messenger RNA. RefSeq names its product adipocyte plasma membrane associated protein (gene Apmap). The record is from RefSeq and is a predicted model, not a curated record. Gene Ontology annotation, molecular function: strictosidine synthase activity. Gene Ontology annotation, biological process: biosynthetic process. The transcript is spliced from 9 exons. Bases 66 to 1313 code for a protein of 415 amino acids. NCBI's taxonomy places the organism in Eukaryota, Metazoa, Chordata, Mammalia, Rodentia, Muridae.
GCGGUUCUUGGACCCAUGCUGCUCAGUGCUGGGUGAGGCUGUGGAGCCAGCGGCCUCGUUACGGGAUGAGUGAGGCAGACGGGCUGCGGCAGCGCCGGCCCCUGCGGCCGCAGGUCGUCACGGACGAUGGCCCGGCCCCGGAGGUCAAGGAGGGCAGUUCCUUUAGUGGCAGAGUUUUCCGGAUGACCUUCUUGAUGCUGGCUGUUUCCCUUGCCAUUCCUCUGCUUGGAGCCAUGCUGCUGCUGGAGUCCCCCAUAGAUCCUCAGAGUCUCAGCUUCAAAGAACCCCCUUUCAUGUUGGGUGUUCUGAAACCAAAUACGAAGUUGCGACAAGCAGAAAGGCUAUUUGAAAACCAACUUAGUGGACCAGAGUCCAUAGUAAAUAUCGGGGAUGUGAUGUUUACUGGCACAGCAGAUGGCCGAGUUGUAAAACUUGAAAAUGGAGAAAUAGAGACCAUUGCCCGGUUUGGUUCAGGCCCUUGCAAAACCCGAGAUGAUGAACCUACUUGUGGGAGACCCUUGGGCAUCCGGGCGGGGCCCAAUGGAACUCUUUUUGUGGCUGAUGCAUACAAGGGACUGUUCGAAGUAAAUCCUCAGAAACGUGCAGUGAAGUUGUUGCUCUCCGCUGAGACUCCCAUUGAGGGCAAGAAGAUGUCCUUUGUGAAUGAUCUCACUGUCACUCGGGAUGGGAGGAAGAUUUACUUCACAGAUUCCAGCAGCAAGUGGCAGAGACGGGACUAUCUGCUCCUGGUGAUGGAGGGCACUGAUGAUGGGCGCCUCUUGGAGUAUGAUACCGUGACAAAAGAAGUGAAAGUUUUGUUGGACCAGAUGCAAUUCCCUAAUGGAGUCCAGCUUUCUCCUGAGGAAGACUUCGUUCUGGUGGCAGAGACAACCAUGGCCAGGAUACGAAGAGUCUAUGUGUCUGGCCUGAUGAAAGGAGGAGCAGAUAUGUUUGUGGAGAACAUGCCUGGAUUUCCUGACAAUAUCCGUCCCAGCAGCUCCGGCGGAUACUGGGUUGCUACUGCAACCAUUCGUGCUAAUCCUGGGUUUUCGAUGUUGGAUUUCUUAUCUGAGAAGCCUUUUAUUAAGAGAAUGAUUUUUAAGCUGUUCAGUCAGGAGACAGUGAUGAAAUUUGUGCCACGGUAUAGCCUGGUCCUGGAAGUCAGUGACAGCGGUGCCUUCCGGAGAAGCCUGCACGAUCCUGAUGGACUGGUGGCCACCUAUGUGAGUGAGGCACAUGAACAUGAUGGACACCUGUACCUGGGCUCCUUCAGGUCUCCCUUCAUCUGCAGACUCAGCCUCCAGUCUAUUUAGCCAGCCCAGCAGCCACUCCGCUGCAUGCUGGGACUCCUCACACUCAGCCACCAUAGAUCUGGAAGGAAACGUGGACUAGCUCUGUCCUUGUGCUCCUGUAAUGUUCUUGGAAGUGCGAGAGUAGCUGCUGCCACCAGGAGAUGGUAUGGCCCCCAAGGUACCUCUCAACCUGGACUUGAUGUCACUUUUAGAGGGAAAUAUUCUAUCUGCUAUGGGGAAGACAGUUCAUGGGAAGCUGUCUUCUCUUUAAAAAUUAUGCUAAAUACAAAUUCUCUAAGACUUGGGAAAUUUCAUAUAAUUGUCAUAGGGCUCAGGGUUUGAUUAUUAGAACAGGUGAUUAGCUGUGUAAGGAUCUUUCUGUUGCCAUUGGCUCUGACUGCCGCCUUCAGUGUCUUCAUUCUAAAGUGGGGUCAUGCUAUUGGGGGUGGCGUGGAAG